Molecule: messenger RNA, 843 nt
Organism: Bombus terrestris (buff-tailed bumblebee)
Lineage: Eukaryota; Metazoa; Arthropoda; Insecta; Hymenoptera; Apidae
Gene: UbcE2M
Product: NEDD8-conjugating enzyme Ubc12
Exons: 4
Coding region: 147-692 (181 amino acids)
Source: RefSeq, a predicted model, not a curated record
CUGUUCCGUCCACGUGAAACCAGUCGUAAAUUUACAGUAGUUGUUUCCAUUGUCAAAAAGUUUUGUUGCGUGCAUCGUAGCUGCGCGCGUGGUCGAUCGAGGAAGAAGACUUUUGUGCCUUCCACGCCGGGCACCGCCACUCUAUCAUGAUCAAAUUAUUCUCGUUAAAACAGGCGAAAAAGGAUGGCGAGUCGCCGAAAGCUGGCACCCAAAAGAAGGCAUCUGCAGCACAACUGAGAAUCACAAAAGACAUAAAUGAACUUAAUCUUCCAAAAACAUGUGGGACAGAGUUUCCUGAUCCAGAUGACCUUCUCAGCUUUAAGCUAAUUAUUUGUCCAGAUGAGGGAUUUUAUAGAGGUGGUCGAUUUGUCUUCAGCUUUAAGGUUGGGCCAAAUUAUCCACAUGAGCCGCCUAAAGUAAAAUGUGAAACACAAGUUUAUCAUCCUAAUAUUGACUUAGAUGGCAAUGUGUGUCUAAAUAUUUUAAGAGAAGAUUGGAAACCAGUCCUUACAAUUAAUUCUAUUGUCUAUGGAUUACAAUAUCUUUUCUUGGAACCAAAUCCAGAAGAUCCAUUGAAUAAAGAUGCUGCGGAGGUCCUGCAAAAUAAUAGGAGAGCGUUUGAGCAGAAUGUAGCAAAAGCAAUGAGAGGUGGCUAUGUUGGCGCGUUUUAUUUUGAACGGUGUCUCAAGUGACAUUAACGUUCACUUUAUCCGAGGACACAUUGAGGAAAGAGAUCGAGAGUAGAACUCCUUCAUGCUCUAAACGUGUUCCUCUCAUCCAUCUCAUUCGUUUUAACGGGCCUCUUUGCGUCUUCAUGAGUGCUUCGUACCUUUGGUCAAUAAA